This is a messenger RNA of Cynara cardunculus var. scolymus (artichoke), 1660 nucleotides long. Its product is annotated as zinc finger CCCH domain-containing protein 1. Gene Ontology annotation, molecular function: metal ion binding. Gene Ontology annotation, cellular component: U2-type spliceosomal complex. Lineage: Eukaryota; Viridiplantae; Streptophyta; Magnoliopsida; Asterales; Asteraceae. Bases 202 to 1188 code for a protein of 328 amino acids. Gene Ontology annotation, biological process: snoRNA splicing. The record is from RefSeq and is a predicted model, not a curated record. The transcript has 5 exons.
CUCCGCCGUAGCGCCGCUUCUCUCUCCGCUUACUCCGCCGUAGCGCCGCUCUCCCUCAGGCCUCCGCCCCUCUCGACGAUUAUAGCUCAGAGGCCAUCAUAUCACCCCUGUGUAGCUCCAUAGACUCCGGAAUCCUCAAAUCCCCAAUUCGUUUUCCGGCUGAGGUUAAGAGGACCAAAUCCUUGCUCCGCCCCUGUCCAUAUGGCUGAAAAACCGGAAGAAGAACAACCGAAGACAGAACAAGUGUGCAACUUUUUUCGGAAACCCUCAAAGAACAAAAAUAUACGGAAAAGGGCUCAUGACGACGAUGAUGAAAAAACUGAUGAACAAGAGGAACCCUCUGUUGUGAUCAAUAAGAAAAAGCCUCCUGCACCAGACAAUAGAUUGCAUUUUGCUACCGGAUCGUCUAAGCGAUCCGCAACCUCAGAACAACCUGAGGUAGAUAAAAAAGCAUCAAUUUUUCAGUUUGAUUCUUCCAAAGAAAUUCAAGUUCAGAAUGACAGUAGAGCAACGGCGACACUAGAAACGGAGACAGACUUUUCUAGAGAUGCAAGGGCCAUCCGUGAAAGAGUUCUUAGGCAAGCAGAUGAAGCUUUGAAAGGGAAGAAGGGUAAUGGAGCCAGUGAUGAGAAGUUAUAUAAAGGUAUUCAUGGGUAUACUGAUUAUAAGGCUGGUUUUAGGCGAGAGCAAACUGUUGCUAGUGAGAAAGCAGGUGGAUCUCAUGGACCAUUGAGAGCUUCUGCUCACAUUAGGGUUUCGGCUCGGUUUGAUUACCAGCCAGAUAUUUGCAAGGAUUAUAAGGAGACCGGGUAUUGUGGGUAUGGUGAUUCGUGUAAGUUCAUGCAUGAUCGUGGGGAUUACAAGUCAGGAUGGCAGAUGGAGAAAGAGUGGGAUGAAGCAGAGAAGGCAAGGAAGAGGAAAUUGGCAUUGAAAGGGGAUGACGAUGAUGAUGAUGAGGAUGAUGAGGAUGUUGAAGACGAUGAGGAUGGACUUCCCUUUGCUUGUUUUAUCUGCCGGCAACCGUUUGUUGAUCCUGUUAUGACCAAGUGCAAGCACUAUUUCUGCGAGCAUUGUGCUUUAAAGCACCAUGCAAAGAAGAAAAGAUGUUACGUGUGCAACCAGCCUACGCUUGGGAUAUUCAACACUGCUUUUGAAAUUAAAAAAAGGAUGGCUGCGACAGGGAAAUAGCGAGCAUGCAUUUAUUUUGGCACGGAGGGAGAGCCGACUCAGAUCUUGUUAGAUAACGGUUGUAUGACAGCGAAGAUGAUUGUUUUUUUGUCUUAAUCUUUUUUCAUGGAAGGAAGUAGAUUGCUUUGUUUUCGUAUACUAUUGAAUACUAGUUAUAUGACGAUAAUCCUAGCAACAACCGUGAAUUUGAACUAUGUAAACACCGUCUCAAAAGCCAUCUGCUGGUUCAGUUUCAGUCGGAAUAGAAGUUUUGCACGACAAAACCAGAGAUAUGGGUACAAACCCAACUCAUUGCGAUUGUUCGUAUUUUUUGCAAGAUGGUUCUUUAUGGAAACACCUUAUAUACUCUUUGGGAAUGGAGGACAGAUCUGCGUACAUCUCAUCCUCUUCAAACCCCACCUUCGGGUGAGAUAUAAUAUGCUCAUUAGGUUUGAUUUAUUUAAUAUGUUGAGCCUUGUUUCAUGGCAACUCG